CCAAGAAAUAAAAAACGGAAAUUUCGAUCCUCCGCCCACCGUCCCGAUCUAAUCUUCCGUGGCCACAUUUAGGGUUUAAGAUUUCUUCUACGACCAUCUUUCUGCGUCCAAUUUCUCCCAAUUUCUUCGAUUUCAAAACAUAUUCCCGCCUCUACACGCUUGUUAAUUACUCCAAUAUUUGCAUUUAAUUCAAGCUCCAGUGUACAUACGAUUCUCCCAGGCGCUGAAACAUGACUGAGUAUUGGGUUAGCCAAGGUAACAAAUGGUGCGACUUUUGCAAAAUAUUCAUUUCAAAUAAUCCUUCCACAAUACGUAAUCAUGAGCUUGGUCAACGUCAUAAGGACAAUGUUGCCAAAAAGCUUGCAAACAUGAGAAAAGAGAAUGCUGCCAAGGACAAAGAACAAAAGGAAGCCGUACGUGCCAUUGAGCAGAUUGAGGCGAAAGCCAAUCGUAGUUAUCAGAAGGACAUAGCAAAUUUCCGGGAAGCUAGAGAUUCUCAUGCACUUCCUGUUGAUGUUCAAGAAACUGGUGAUGAGAAGUGGGAGCUUGACAGCACUUCGGGCUAUUAUUAUAAUGAAAGCAAUGGUUUCUACUAUGAUUCAAAUUCAGGCUUCUACUACUCUGAUGCCAUUGGCAAGUGGGUAACACAGGAAGAGGCACAUUCUUCGCCUCAGUUCUUUUUGGACUCCAAACAUAAGAAACCAAUUUUAGCAAAGCCAUCAUCAGCCUCUGCAAGUACAGCUAUAAAAGACAAAAAUGUGGAUAAAGGGGAAGGUGGUCCUCCACCUGGGUUGGUUGUUUCAGCUUCUUUAAACCCAAAGCGAUCUAUUAAAGGUGCUCCUUCAUCAAUUGCUGUUGGUAAGAGGAAGAGGCCAGAUGAGAAGCAAAAGGCCAUAUCUGAAGAAGAAAAGGCUGCACUCAAAGCAAGGGAGGCUGCGAAGAAGAGGGUUGAAAAGAGGGAGAAGCCACUUCUUGGCCUUUACAGAUUGCCUUGAAAUAGGCUGUUGCUCUCAAGUAAAUUUCUCUACCAUCUCAAGUUUGCAACAUUCAUUGUCUCCAACCUGUAAACUGAUUUUUCUCUUUAUGAUUGCUUAACUUCAGCUGGAAGAAUAUUACUUUAUGGAACUUGCUCUCUAUCACCCGUUACUGUUAUAAUCUUGCGUUGCUUUAUUGUGGGGUUUGGUUUACAUGCAUUCAUCACCAGGAAUAUGUGGGGAUGAUAUAGUCUAAAAAUCGGCCUUGAUCCAAGUUUGCUUGGUUACUGAAAAGAUGAGAAACAUUUGAGGGAAGAAAUUCAUAGCCAAUCAACUUGCGGGCACGAAUGGAUCUUGCUUUUAUUAUGGAUCUGUUUGUUUACAGUUACAAUCGAGCAGAUUCAUGUACUGUCAAAGGCUAUGUGAAGGGAAACUCCCUAGUGUCUAUUGGUCAGAUGUGAUAUUAUCUCCCUGUUCAGAAACCAAGGCUUAUACAAGGUGAAAUUAAGAGGAAAACGGAAGAUACUACUUCGUAUAUUGUAUUUAGAGCAGUAACAUUUGUGAUUAAUAAUUUUCAGCCCUUGCCUGGUUUUUCUUUCUAUUCACAGGAUAAUUGAGAGCAUGAAUCCUAGACGAACUAAUUGUUUCUCAGCACAUCCAUCACAAAAGGACUUCCAACUGGUUUGUUCUGACUUGUUGUAUAGACUAUAGAAUAUUGUCAGUGGUUCUCUCAUGCUUUUAUCUUUCAUACUAGUUCUCAUUAAGGUUGGAAUGUAAAGCACCGUGAUUGGCCAACUAGUUGAGGAGAUCAACUCCUGAAUUCUUAUCUUUAUAGCUACUCUGUUGAUGUGAAUGUGUAGAAUUUAUACGGGUUAAAUACUACUUUGGUUCUUUUACA
This is a messenger RNA of Cucumis sativus (cucumber), 1872 nucleotides long. Its product is annotated as zinc finger protein ZOP1. Gene Ontology annotation, cellular component: precatalytic spliceosome; nucleus. The record is from RefSeq and is a predicted model, not a curated record. Gene Ontology annotation, molecular function: zinc ion binding; RNA binding. Bases 231 to 995 code for a protein of 254 amino acids. Gene Ontology annotation, biological process: mRNA splicing, via spliceosome; DNA integration. Lineage: Eukaryota; Viridiplantae; Streptophyta; Magnoliopsida; Cucurbitales; Cucurbitaceae. The transcript has 5 exons.